AUGGACGGAUUUGACGAGGAAGCAUUCAAGAAGUUUUUCCCGACUAGCUUUGGCAAGCAAGAGAAGAAAGCCGAUGUGAGCUCACAGAUUGAUCGCACCAAGCGCGCAGAAGUCUCUGUGAACCCUGAUGGCGACGGCAAAAAAGCGGGUUCAAUAGGAGAGACGACGACUGAGGCGAUUCCCGCGGCCGAGGAGGAUAACCAGAAGAACGAUUCAGAAAGCGAUGAUGGGAGUGACGACUCUGAUGACGACUCUGACGAUGAGGAUGAGUUCCCGGUCUCUCACGAACUCACUCUCAAAACACACGACCGCGCAGUGACAACCUUGACCGUGGAUCCCGCAGGUUCGCGACUGAUCACCGGCUCGACCGAUUGUACUAUAAAGCUACACGACUUUGCGUCCAUGACCCCGUCGACAAUACGCGCAUUCAAAUCCGUCGAUCCUUCUGCCAAAAAGCAGUCUGCUGCGCAGGAGGCGCAUGCCGUGCAUUAUGCAGCUUUCAAUCCCUUGUCCCCCAGCUACGUCAUGGUUGUUUCGGCCACACCCCAGCCAAGAAUUUUGAGUCGCGAUGGUGAUACGAUUACCGAGUUUGUCAAGGGUGAUAUGUAUUUGAGGGAUCUCCACAACACCAAAGGUCACAUCUCUGAGGUGACUGGCGGCGUGUGGUGUCCAACCGACGAGAACCUGUGUGCCACCGCAGGCACAGAUAGUACUGUGCGCAUCUGGGAUGCCAAUAUCGGUCGGUCACAGAAGGAGGUCAUCGUGCAUAAAUCAAAGAUGGCGGGAUCCGCUGGCCGGAGUAAAAUGACCGCUGUUGCAUGGGGUUCUCCCAAGCAGGGUGGCCCCAAUGUUCUCGUUGCUGCUGCGCUCGAUGGCAGCUUGCUGAUGUGGAGCGGAAACGGGCCGUACACUCGGCCAAGCGCAGAGAUUAGAGAUGCACAUACUAAGGAUACCUGGACGAGUGGAAUCGACAUCAGCUCGGAUGGACGGCUUGUUAUCACUAAGGGCGGAGAUGACACUAUCAAGCUGUGGGAUACCAGGAAGUUCAAGCAACCCAUCACCACGGUCGCCCAUCCUUCCAGCACUCGGUACCCGUCGUCGAAUAUCAUCUUCUCGCCUACAUCGGCCAAUGUUCUCACGGGCUCGGAGACUGGACACCUGCAUAUCUUGAAUCCAGCUACGUUGAAACCGGAACUGGUUACGCCUGUUACGCCGGGAUCGCCUCUUAUUAGUGUUUUGUGGCAUGAGAAGAUGAACCAGAUUAUUACCGGCUCGGCCAACGCCGAAACUCAUGUUCUUUACAACCCUAAUAUGUCUACCAAGGGUGCCGCAUUGAUUAUGUCCAAGGCCCCGAAGCGUCGACACAUUGAUGAUGACCCUAGCCUUACCAUGGAUCUCACCCAGGGGAUUUCUGGCGAUUCUGUGGUUGUCGGAUCCAACGGGGUGCCUCAUUACAGUUCGUCCACCUGGUCCGCCCGGCACCCGACCAUCGGACUCACGGCGUCAGGCCGGCCAAGAGAUCCACGGAGACCUCAUCUACCAGCACAAACACCUUUCGCGAAAUCGCAGCCGGAUGAGAAGCAUAUCCGUGAGAACAUUCCUCUUAGUUCCAUGCGGGAUGAAGAUCCCCGGGAAGCUCUGCUCAAGUAUGCAGACAAGGCUGAGAAGGACCCGGUAUUCACCAGGGCGUAUAAGGAGACGCAGCCCACGCCAAUCUACCGGGAUAUUAGUGAUGAUGAGAACGAGCAGGGGCCGGAUAAGAAGCGGACAAAGCGAUGA
Messenger RNA from Aspergillus niger, 1779 nucleotides. RefSeq lists its product as uncharacterized. The coding region runs from base 1 to 1779 and encodes 592 amino acids. The record is from RefSeq and is a predicted model, not a curated record. Gene Ontology annotation, cellular component: nucleus; site of double-strand break. Lineage: Eukaryota; Fungi; Ascomycota; Eurotiomycetes; Eurotiales; Aspergillaceae. Gene Ontology annotation, biological process: regulation of DNA double-strand break processing. Gene Ontology annotation, molecular function: protein binding. The transcript has a single exon.